ACCUACAUUCAUGUUUUUAUAAUUCGUUAUGCAAAUUACGAAGUAAUAAAAGUUCACCAGUGCUCUUUAAGUUACAAUUAGGGCCUAUUGUGUGUGGUCUACAGGUCGCAGAUCAUCACCAAUCGAAAAUGGCACAGCAAGGGAUACAGCAGAUUAUUGAAUCUGCUGUACUGCAAAUCUCAAAUCAAUUAAGAGAACCCCAAAGUUAACGCCACGGCCCUCGAGAAUCUCGAUUUGAGUCUGUCGUGUCCGGGUCCGGGGCAAUGUCCGGGGAAAUGUCCGGACCCAUUGCUAGUGAUAGGCAUAAUACCGAGGCUCAUCAUUAGACACAGCGAACGAACUACCACGGUAUUUUGCGGAUUUCCCCCAAAAAAGACAUGAAAAUUUAUAUGAAGUUUACAACGAACGGUAAUAAUAUAAAUUUGUCCUGUAAUGUUUUAUUUGGAUUAAUUUUGACAAUUAUGAAGUUAAAAACAACUCAAAAAUGUAAUUUUAAAGAUGCUUUGGUUGAUAUUAUGAACCAACUAGUUCUAGUAGAAUUGCCUCGAAAACAAUACCGUGGUCAAGCUGCAGAUGUUAUUGCAAUCGACAUGUUAGUGCAGGGGCUUAUGUAUUUUUGUUGUUCGCAAUUCAUGUUAAUUAAUGGCAACAACGCUCUUCCGACUCUUUUUUACUGAACAAGAAAAAUAUUGGUGCCAAUUUUUUCGAGGUUAAGUGGCCGCCAUCUUGAAAAACAAGAUGGCACACAAUUUUACAAUAAUUGUCUCACGUGUUUUAGUAGAAAAUGAUUAUUUAAACAUACGCAACAGAUUCAUUGUAACCCUACACUCUCGGAAAACAGGAAAAAGUGUAUUGCGCGGUAGACUUUAAUCGUUUGAACUUACACCUUUCGAUCGGUGGCGCUCGAUGACAAUCGGUGCGUUCGUAAAUAAAAAGGUACAAGCUUAACUAAACAAAUACAUAAAAAGGAGAAAUAUGCAUAAAAAAUAUACAUAUAAACACAUAAAACUAAAAACAAAAGUACGGUAAGUCACAGAAAUGAGAGAGUAGGUAGCCCCUGGAAACCAAGAAAGUUCAAAGAGCUUUCUCCUGUCUCCAACUUAAUAACAAUUAUGACUACUGUAGCUACAUAAUAAAAAAAUAUUACACAUGUUCAGCAAUACAGAAUUUAAUUUACAAUAAGGAUUGAACAUGCUUAAUUUAUGAUCUCUUUUUCCAUAAAAGAUAUAAAAAACGCUUUUGCGUACUUACAUCAGAGCAUGGAGGUAUCAUCCUCCAUGAUCAGAGCAUGAUACCAAGGCCAUAACGUAGCAAUAAUUUCCGGUGGUAUCUGGAAACUGGGAUUCCGAACGGUUUUGGCAAGAGGUAUCAAUUAGACACCACCGGCAGAAGCAGCAUAAACAAGAAGACACGUCUUUUAACCAAACGCAUCGACGGAAGGCAACAAGAACUAUGAGAACAAAUAUCUUAUUUAUUGGGAUACUGGUUAGCCAAGUAUUACAAGCAAAACUAGGUUCAGGGACAUACUCAUUGAAUGGGAUUGAUUGCAAACGCCAAUGCAAGUGGCCGGCCGAACCCGCGGUUUGCCGUUUCAAUUUUAACAUAGAUUGGUAUUAAUCUAUGUCUAAAGCGUGCUAUGAUUGUCCGUUCAAUUUAACGCAUUGCAAAUCACCGGAUUGUAUACCACUCAAUGGCGUAAAGAGAGGCAUACUUGUCGCAAACAAACAGUUUCCAGGGCCUAGUAUUGAGGUAUGUGAAGGAGACAUAAUCGAAGUUGAGGUUAUUAACAAUCUUCCUAGUGGAGAAGGGACGGCUCUUCAUUGGCAUGGUCUUCAUGUACGAGAAUCGCCGUACAUGGAUGGAGUCACGAUGAUAACCCAAUGUCCAAUCACAUCUUAUACCAACUUCUUGUAUUGGAUGAAAGCUGACCCGGUUGGCACUCACUGGUGGCACAGCCACGCCGGAUUCCAAAGGGCGGAUGGAUUGUUUGGCGCCCUCAUUGUACGACAAGCGCCCUCUCGUUACCUUUAUUAUACAGAAGAGGACGACAAGGAUCUGGGCAAACCUGAUAAACAGUUCUAUAUGGCAGUGGACAUCGGAUCUGUGAAUAAUGACCGUUACCAUAUUCCCGUGUACUAUCCAUUGGAACGAUUUGGUGUCGACUACCGGCUGGAGAUCGCCCAAAUGAAUGAAAUCAGCUUUCUUCUUCCACCAUCACCACCUCUUACGCAAUACGAUGAUUUAAGCGAAAAUCAAUUCUGUACUAAAGAAACAGCCUUCAGAACAAAGAACUGUACCGCCGAAUAUUGCGAAUGUACACAGAUUAUUGAGGUCGACCUGGGUGAUGUCGUAGAGCUAAUGGUGGUAAAUGAAGCCUCGAUAAUCCCUGUCAGCCAUCCAAUACAUCUACACGGAUAUCACUUUCGAUUUAUCGGAGAAGGGAAGAUUGGAGAUACAACUACAGUUGAAGAGGUGAAAGCAAUGGACAAAGCAGGUAACCUGACUCGCAAAUUACACGGAGCUGUCAGGAAGGACACGUUUGUAGUUGACGAUGGUGGAUAUGCAAUCAUAAGGUUCCAUGCAGACAACCCAGGCUGGUGGAUGUUCCAUUGCCAUCUCGUUACCGACUUUAAGCUUGGAAUGGGCGUGCUGAUUAAAGUCGGGGAGCAGUCGGACUUACCGGAGGUACCUCCAAACUUUCCCCGAUGCGGCUCGUUUAAUGGCCAACAGAGGUCCGAGGUAGAUAAUAUCAAAGACAAACCGGGAAGCGCUUCAGCUGCAUUCAUUAGCAUUUAUGUCCUUUUGUUCUUGUUCAUCUGUAUCAAAGUUCUCUAGAUUAGGUCAUAUUGUUUUUUUUAAUACAGCAAAAUUUAAUUUUGUAUGUAAUAUGUUUUCCUUUAUUUGGUUGGCAGAAUCACUUGAAUGGAUUUCGAGGAUAAAACAAAUAAAAAACAAAUACAGUUUGUUCUUCCAAGUUAGUUUAAAAGUUCAUAAUGUUAGGCCCUAUAUCAAGCAGUUAUUACAUUUUAAUUUUGUUAUAUAUAAUGAUAACAUCAAUGCACCGAUGUCAAUCAAUCUAUUGUUUAUUUAGACAAGAGUAUUUUUCUGGUAUGGUUAUUAUUCCAGAAGCCACAGCCAGGCAAAAGUAGAAAGCCUGAACAAAGUAUACCUAGAGCCAUGCAGAAAGCGAAAGGAAGGGGAACAGUUUCAAAGUUGAUGAUGAUCAAACAGUAAUUAGAUUUCAAGUUUGAUAUUUCAACUUAACAAUGAUAACAUCCUUCAAAUUGAUGGUUAUCAAACAGUUAUUAGAUUUCAAAUUUGAUAUUUUAACUUAGAAAUGAUAACAUCAAUUAUUCAAAUACUAAUAUUUUCAGGCAAAGUAGAAAGCCUAAACAAAGUAGUAGCUUUAGGAUGCAGAGGCGGAUUUGGAAGUAAGAAAAUAAAAAAUAAAUAAAUGAAGAAAGAAAAAGAAAUUAUUGAUCUCUCAGAAGUUACAGAAAACACCGAUUUCCCAGUGGCCUUAGGAUAAUGUUGUCUCUCAUCGUCCCCCCACCCCCACUUUCGCACAUCUCUGGAUCUGCCCCUAGGAUGUGUUCCAUUUACUGUUAUGAGUUGUGGUAGUUAAUAAGAUUUUGGUAUUGGUAGAAGUUAGUCCUGCGAAUAAAUACUAACAGAGAUUUUU
This is a messenger RNA of Anneissia japonica, 3682 nucleotides long. Its product is annotated as laccase-25-like. The record is from RefSeq and is a predicted model, not a curated record. NCBI's taxonomy places the organism in Eukaryota, Metazoa, Echinodermata, Crinoidea, Comatulida, Comatulidae. Gene Ontology annotation, cellular component: plasma membrane. Gene Ontology annotation, molecular function: oxidoreductase activity; copper ion binding. Gene Ontology annotation, biological process: iron ion transport. The transcript is spliced from 8 exons.